GGUCACUAUACAAUAUGUCAGUUAAAACUAUCUCACGGUGCAUAUGUAUUUUAUCUGUUUGAUCAUAUGACGUUUGUGUAAAGUUUAAAUUCUAAAACCGUUUUGUAUACCUUUCAACGACAACCACGUGAUCGGACGAUUUUGACUGUGACAAGUCGACAUAAUUCCACAUGUUCAAAUUAAUGAAUGAUCAUAUUUUUUCGUAAAACAUGAUACGUUUUUUGUGUUUGUUUCUCCUUCUUGUAAUAUUUGUGGAAUGUAGGAAUAUAAAACCUAAAGAAAAGGAAAUAGAAAACUCUGGAUCUAUCAACUUUACACCUUGUUUAGAUAAAGAUUGCAAGGACAAAAUCAAUACGAACGGGAAUACCAAACACCAGAAACAUCGACACAGGUCACAUAAAUCACACAAGAAACGACCACAUGGAAAGAAAAAGACAAAACAACUUCCACUUUCCGAGGGACUCCAAUUACAAGGAGAGGAUCACAGUGCAGCAUAUGGAUGGAAUAUGGAUUCCCAGGUCCCAAGAGGAGUGUCAAGACUGGAGCACAGAUUGCAUCCAAAUAUUCGACAUGCUGCAAAACAGUUUAUGGAUAAUUUACAAUCAGUUCUGAAAAAGAUUCAAAACAAGAUCAGAAAUGUUGACAAUGAAUAUAUUACGGUGGGGAGUAGGUCCAGGGACGCUAUGAUGGAAGUCAGAAAAGAGUUAGAGGAACUUACAAAGGAAAACAACGACGUAUAUGAUUCUCUAUUGGAUGUGUCACAGCUAGUCCGGUAUGUAUAUAGACGAGCCCACGAGAAUGGCCAAGCUGGCGCCAAUGCCAUAUCUUUCAGAAGUUUUCCACAGAUAACGUUUGUUAACUUAAACAAAGAACUAAGACACUAUCAGAUGACAGAUUGGAAUGCAUCCAAAGUUUACAAUAGUGUUAUGGAUUUACAAAGAAGAGGAGUACAACAAGAUGCAACAAAGACGAAUGUCAUGAGCAAAAUAAAAGAUAAAACAUUGUCGGAAAAAUUCCGGUAUUUUGAAAUGUAUGAUCUUCAACAGAAAGUGAGACUGAUACUUCAGAAGGUUGAUACAUUGUCGGGAAACGUUUUUAUACCACUUCGUAGACGUUUAAUGAAAUAUAAGACAAUAAAGAAUACCAUAUCAGAUAGAGUGAAGCACGCGAGAUAUCUCACUGGUCUUGCACAUGGAGCAACAAAGACAGCUAGAGAUACGUUCCAGUUAAACAAGAGAUACCAAGAGAGAAGGAAAAACGACGGACAGCAUAACCCAGCAACCGGACACCACGUAUCAAGGCGUCAAAGAAGAUCUACUGAAAAUGCAUAUUUAGAGGUUCUUGUUCAAAGAGCAAUUAGAAAAUCUAAACAUUUAGAAGAAGUCUCUAAUGUUAUAAACAGCAAGUUGGUACCUUUACUUCCAAAAGCUAGUGCAUUUAUCAAAAAUAUGGAAAGUGGAAAUGCUGGUACCCUUUCACAGACUAGAAAUAUCAUUGACAAACUCUCAGCCACGUUAGCUAAACUUGAUGACAGUAUGGAUGAUGUACGAGUAUUUCUAAACGACACUAAGAUUUUAGAAGCACGUUGUCAGGAGUUGAAUGGCGAGAGUGAAGUAAUAAGAUGCGAAACGUAUGGUGUCUUUGAAGGCUCUGGAUCUGGAGAAGUGGAUGACGAGGAUGGAAUAUUCACGAUGAAAAGUACGAUUCCCGCAACUAAAACUACUCAAAUGAUUACUAAAACAAAAACUACAUCAAUGACUACACCUUCCACAACUACAGCGAAAUCUACUAGCACUAAACCUACAGCGACUUCAUUGACAUCUACUAGCACUACACCAUCAACUACAUCUAGAUCUACAAGCACUACACCUACCACAAUUUUAUCGACAACUACACCUAUAACAACUUCAAGCACGAAAACUACUACAACAAGUAUACCAUCGUCUUCUGCAAAGACGACCCCCCUUCAAAAUACGCCAUCAUUAUCAACAUCUACACCGUCGACCUCUUUACCAACAAUAAGUCCCACCUCCGCAUCAACUUCGACAACAGCUUCAACAACAACAACAACGACGUCAAAAACAACAACAACAUUAGCAACAACUACCCCAUCGACAUCAACAACGAUUAUAACCCCAGCUCCAACCAAAAGGACAACUACAGCUGUACCAAAAGAACCAACAACAGCAGCAUAUAAAGCACCUGUUAAAAUAGUGGAACUGACGUUAGCACCUGUUAUACAAACUACAGAAAGCACGAUAGAGGGAAGCGGAACUACUCAAGAUGGCGAUUCAGACGACACAGACAACGAUUUUGUUUUCGAUAGAUCAGAUACAGACAAAUACAGAUCAUCAACAACUACAAAAACAACAUCAACAACAAAAACGUCAACCACAACGCUGACGCCCAUGACAGAAAAACAUAUAGAAGGAAGCGGAACAACUUCUGAGUCGGAUCGAACAGAUGAUGAUUUUGUAUUCGAAGAACCAACAACGACAACACAAAGAACAACAACUACAAUAUCAACGAAGAACACGAUACAACUGCCAGUGACUGAUGACGAGACUACAGAGGAAGGGAGUGGGGAGAGUGAAACCGAGAUAAAAGUGGAAGAGGAUAAGAAGAAAGAAUCAGAAGAAGAAGAAGGAGGAAACUGGUUGUGGUGGGGUGAUGAUCCGAAUGUAUUAUAUGAUCCACAUCGAGAUUUCAAGGAAAAACUAGCAACACAGGCUUUCAAUGCCCGGACAAAAAGUGAAAAGAUAUUCAAUCAUUGGGUAAAUGUUUCUACUGGCUUCAAAGAUGUGCACAAUCGUUGGGGAGACCUGACAAAACAGUUGAACCAUUUGGGUGCUUACGUCACUGCAGCUGAAGGUCUUAGAGUAUCCUGGAACACCAUAGAGCCAUACAUUGCUGAUAAGAUGACUACUUUACCAACCAAGUCUUUAGAUAUCAUUCACAAAUCUGAAACAACUGUCAACAUAAGCCAACAUACAUUAAUUGUCAUCGAUGAAAAGCUCAAACAGAUGUUACAGCUCAAGCAAAAACGUUUGUCCAAAACUAGUAACGAUGACCAAGGUCCGGCUUUCAUUGCAGAUUUGAUAUCAAACGUUCAAACGGUGGAUCAGAACUCUAAAGCCAUAGCUAGACUACAGCAAAUUAACCCUGCUCCAUGUAAAGGUGUCCAGAACACAGCAACAAGAUUAAGAAGUAGUAUAGCACAACUGAGAUCUAAGAUAGAUAAAGCUAAGACAAUAACUUCCUCUAUGCCAUUAUCUGUAUCUAUGAAUGGCAAAGAGGUUUUGGAUGCAUCAUUUGCUUAUAAAUCAGUGCCCGUCUCACCUUCAUCUAUAAUUGAUAUGUGUAUAAACCCUCGAAGUGAUAACAUGCAAAUUGCCACUUUCUACGGAAAUUCAACACAAUCUUAUUCAGUUUUCUUAGAGGACUUGAAACCAGCUUUAACAAUUACUGACAUUGACAAUACAAAGUUGGAGACUAUAUCGUUUACAUCACCUUUAAAGAAGGACCAGUGGUAUUCGAUCAGUAUAAGAAGAAAUGGUCGUACUGUUGAAUUGCGACUGAAAUCCUUGAAUGAUACCUCAGAAGAAAUUGUUGAAGAUUCGUAUAUACCAGUAUUAUCUAUUCUACAGAGUACAAUCACAAGAGCAGUUGUCGGAAAAACAUCCAUACCUUCUGAAAGUCCCUAUUUUGCUGGCUGUGUUAGUGAUAUUGUAGUCAACGGACAACAUUUAGCAAUGAGCAAAAAGAAAGGGACUAUGAAACACUGCACGAAAACAGAAUGUGACAGUAAACAUUUGAAGUCAAUGAUUUUUGAAGGUGAUGGUUUUGCCAAAUUUUCUUUGUAUCUGAUAGAUGCAUCAUACAUUGACAAUAUUCAUCUAGGAUUUCAAUCGACUCAGAAAGGAGGUGUUCUCUUAUUUAUCAAUGAUAAACUUAAGACAUUGCAAGUGCUUAUAUCGCUCAGUGAGGGAGCAUUACAUAUUGAAGUCAGUACCAGACGAGGAACAACUGUCCUCAGAAGUUCAAAAGAUACUUACCAUGAUGGAGCCGAUCACACGUUGAACGUUGUAUUUGGUAAUGAUGUGAUAGAGGCGACAACUGACCACCAGGAUGAUACAUUUGAACAGGAACUAGUCCGACAGGAGAUCACAUCACGUAUUGCUGAUGGGAUAUAUCUUGGUGGACUGGGUGUUCAGAGUCAUUCUCUGUCAGGCAAAGCAAAACUAAGAUCAUUUAGUGGUUGUAUAUCGUCAUUUUCAAUCAGCAAAAAAGAAAUACCUUUAUAUAUGAUUGAAGAAAGUAAAAACGUAUAUUAUGGGAAAUGUAGUGAAAAUAUUUGGAGAAAAUGUGUUAAGUUUACCGAGCAGAGUAAACCUAUAGUAUAUAUGCAAUCAAAAGAUGCAAAUAAAGUAUAUCUUAUUGUUGGAAAGGAUUCACUAGGUACACUAUUACAUAUCAAACGUGUUGAAGGAGAGGAUUUUGAUGUGACCUUAUUUGUCGAAAGCAAGGGAGUGGAAAUAUCAGACAACAAAGAAAAUAAGGAAUACAAAUUGAACUCAGACGAUAAUAUCAAGGAUUGGCAUGUUAUAUCGGUGGAGGACACUGGUGACGAAAGGUUACUUGUGAGUCUAGGAACAUCAUCAAUAGAGGUACCAUACGACGUACCAUACAGAUGGUUCUCUUCUAAGGAACUGCUUUAUGACGUCGCUGUCGGUGGACUUCUCGAGAGUGACACAUCUACGUUACAAGGAGGAAUUUCAUCUUUGAUCAUUAAUGACAGACCAAUUGACCUGCACGCUAAUAUAGAGAGUCAUCAACUACAACACUGUGUGAGAUCAACAAUGGUGCUUCAUGAAAUGGACAAAGAAGAUAAACCAGUUUGUUAAUGGAAACAUCAUAUAUCAUAAAAUUAGGUUAUUCACUCCACAUAGAAUAGUAUAUGUAUUGAUAUACCGUUUUUUUUACAAGUAACGGUAUACAUUUUUGGUUACAUGUAAUGGUUUACAUUUAUGGUAACACAUAAUGAUAAAAAAGAUACGGUUACGUGUAAUGGUUACAUAUAAAUGAUAUGCUUUUAAGUUACGUGUUAUGGUUUACAUUUUUGGUUACAUAUACAGAUAUACCAUUUAAUUACGUGUAAUGGUAUACAUUUUUUAAUGCAUGUAAUGAUACGCCAUUUAGGUAUGUGUUAAUAUUAUCGGUUUUUUGCCUACUUGUAAUGUUUUACCAUUUAGUUACGUGAAGUAGUAAAUAUUGGUAAAAUUUAAGGAUACUACCUGAAUUGAAUAUUGUCUCCCAAAUCUUAUUAUUUAAUCUGAAAAAUGUAAUGAGUAAUUUGCUUUUCAUGAAAACAAUACUGAGAAACAUUUACCAUAAAAAUAAAAAGUAUUUAGUUGAAGGACAGCCAACACCACAGAAAAAGAGAUAAAAAGUAAAAUUACAAAAAGAAACUGAACUCCAAGGGAAAAAUCAAAACGGAACAUUAAAAUACCAAUAAUAUCGAACUCCAAAACGAUUUAAGGAGAAACACAAUACUGUGAACCAAAUAAUGUUUGCGAUCGAUUCAUUUUAGUCAUUUCGUUAGUUGAAAAAUACCUCGAAUAUAAAUUGUUGUGAAAAUUUUAAACUUAGAUCUUAUUUAUCUUACUACACCAAGAUAAUUUAAAAAUCGAUAUAUUAAAUCGCCACGAACUUUGAUAGAAAUUCCUGAACGUUAAUUAAAGUUUUCGAGAAAAGAAGAUGGUUAAUAGUUAUGAUAAUGAAAUAAAUGAUACAUUUUUUUAUUUGCAGUUGGUAAAUCAAAAAGCCCAUGUUUAAUUUUCGUAUUGCAUUCAGUACACAUUCAACAGUUAACUAUAAUAUACAUUUAUAAAUAAAAUCGUUCAAAUAUUAUGCAUAUAGUAAUAACAUAUUUCAUAAUCUGAUAAAAAUCAGCAAUAUCAUUAGAAUUUGUAAUGACUUAAAAGACAACUUUCAGAACAAAUCGUAUAUAAAAAAUAAUGAACUCAAAGGUAAAUUUAAAAGGGGAAGUCCCCCUCCCCCAAAAUAAAUUCCAGGUACAAAAGUUUUGUUCAAAGUUAAUAUGAUUUUUUUUUUUUCUUAUAAGGGUUAUAUCAGUAUGAAGGGUCAAAUGAUAACGAGUCAUUUUUAUAUAUAGAAUUGACAAAUAUUAUGAAACAAUGUAUGACAUUAAAAGAAAAGCUCAGUGAAAAUUUUAGAAAUAGUAUAGCAGUUAAUGUUAAAAAUUAAUGUUAAAAAAAAAAAUGAAUAUAAACAUAUAAAAUUAGGAGUCAUGGAUUUUCACAGUUAUAGGAUACAGGGAUAUUUUCGUUAAUGGGGUGACUGUUGCUAACAAUGUUUUAUCAAGCUGAAAAAUCUGAAUAUUAGCAUCUAAAUUAUUUUCAUUGACACAUUAUUUCACGCUAAAGCACAUAAUUGUCAUACAUUUAUAAGGUGUUAUAUUAAUUUCAGAGCAUUAAUCAUAUAAUUUUUCACAUGUCAUAUUAUAUGUUUUUGUUAAAGUAUUUAUAUGCCUAAAAUUCAGUCAUAGAAUGUAUUGCUGAAUUAAAACAAAAUUUGACUGGAAUGAUAUGAAAGAAGACAUGUGUACCACCAAGAAAAUAAAAGUUAAACAAGUAACAGUCAGUUUCCUCCUUGUGUAAGUGUUAAUUGGAAUUUGAGUUUCAAGGAUCUUGCACUGAGUGUAAUUUUUUUCAUUGCUUUUUUUGUGUGUUUUAUUUUUCAUUUUAUGUCUACUUAACACUCUUAUUAACAAGUGCAUUACGGUAUAAUGUUUUGUUAAGAGAAAAAUAAGAAAGAAAAUACUAUAGGGACUAAAAUUUUGAGUUGAAGGGCAGCCAACACCACAGAAAAAGAGAUAUAAAAUAAAAUUACAAAAAAAACUAAACUCCAAGGAAAAAAUCAAAACGGAAAAUUCCCUAAUCAAAAAGCACAAUAGUCCUUAUAUAUGAGAUGAUUUCACAAAAAUCCAGAGAAUUCGAAUCUCUUUAUAAAAAAGUGCGUUAUAAGCAUUGUAGCUUUUGUUGUAAGCUUGCUUGCUAUCUUUGGUGAGUUUAAAGUACGCAAAUGGUUCCCGGAAAGAAAGUUCCUGUUCUACUGGGACAUCCGUCUGGUAUUUUCUCUAAUCUUAUGUUUGCCUCUCAUGGCAAUACUGUCGUGUUAGUUAUGAAAUUUAAACUUAGGAAUUAGUUAUGUAUAGUUUGUUUUUUCAGAAUAGAUCAACCAAAAGGUCAUGAGAAGCCACAUAAAUUUUCAUAAAAAGUCAGAGGUAAUCGACUGACAAUUCACAAAAGGAAGGACAAGUAUCGUUGUCAGUUGUGUCAAAGCAAUGACUUUUGGUGCAUUAUCGUUUGUUUUAUAAUAUAUGAAUUUAGUUUAUUUACUUUUAUUUGUUGAAUCUUAAGUAUUUGAUAAUUUGUUCAUAUUCAUGCUGUAAAUAACCAACCUUAGAUGUACACACAGGUGUCUAAACAUUAUCUACGAUAACCACAUAUAUACUUCAACAAAUUAGGAUCAAUUUUUGACAAUCUUUUUUUAGAGUAUAAAUAUAAAAUUAUUUGUAAAAUAAUAAGUGCUAUUUUUAUCAUUGUUAACUGAUUUAUCUAUUUAUUUAUUUGCUUGGCUGUAAUAAAUGCUUAUUAAAUGUGUGUCGUUGACCUCAAUGUAUGUACUUGGUAUUGUUAAAAAUGAUAUGUCUUUCAUAAUGUCCAUUUAUCAUUGGUUUGAGUGAAUGAAUAAAAGCAGCUUUAAAAAUAA
Molecule: messenger RNA, 7794 nt
Organism: Mytilus trossulus (common blue mussel)
Lineage: Eukaryota; Metazoa; Mollusca; Bivalvia; Mytilida; Mytilidae
Product: serine-rich adhesin for platelets-like
Exons: 25
Coding region: 210-4904 (1564 amino acids)
Source: RefSeq, a predicted model, not a curated record